ACCGCUGGUACAAACCCUGCCUUUAAGGACUACUGUUAAUAAUGGAACUGUGUUACCAAAGAAACCAAGUGGCUCUUUACCUUCUCCAUCAGGAACCAGAAAGGAAACUGUAUCACCAGCAGCAAAAAGCACUGUUAAGAGAACCAGUUCCGCUGAGCGUGUGUCCCCAGGCGGUCGGAGGGAAAGCUAUGGAGAUUCCAAAGGGAGUCGCAACCGCACUGGAUCCACCAGCAGUUCAUCUAGUGGUAAAAAGAACAGUGAAAGCAAACCCAAGGAACCAAUGUUCAGUGCAGAGGAAGGAUACGUAAAAAUGUUUCUUCGUGGACGUCCUGUUACCAUGUACAUGCCCAAAGAGCAAGUGGAAUCUUACAAUUUGGAAGCAAAAGUAGAACUACCAGCCAAGAGGCUUAAACUGGAAUGGGUCUAUGGAUAUAGGGGUCGGGACUGUCGCAGUAAUCUCUAUCUUCUUCCAACGGGUGAAACUGUAUAUUUCAUCGCAUCUGUAGUUGUGUUAUUCAAUGUUGAAGAGCAACUUCAGAGACAUUACACUGGUCAUAACGAUGAUGUGAAGUGCCUGGCUGUCCAUCCUGAUAGGAUCACUAUAGCAACGGGUCAAGUUGCAGGGACAUCCAAGGAUGGAAAACAAUUGCCACCACACGUGCGUGUCUGGGAUUCUGUAACUCUGAAUACACUGCAUGUCAUUGGAAUGGGGUUUUUUGACCGAGCUGUCACUUGCAUUGCUUUUUCUAAAUCUAAUGGAGGAAGUAGCCUGUGCUCCGUGGAUGACUCAAACGACCAUGUGCUUUCUGUGUGGGACUGGCAGAAAGAAGAAAAGCUGGCAGAUGUCAAGUGCUCUAAUGAGGCUGUAUUUGCUGCAGAUUUUCACCCUACUGACACAAAUAUAAUAGUUACUUGUGGAAAAUCACACCUUUAUUUUUGGACACUAGAAGGGAAUUCCCUUAUUAAAAAGCAAGGAUUAUUUGAGAAACAAGAGAAGCCAAAGUUUGUCCUGUGUGUGACCUUUUCUGAAAAUGGUGAUACUAUUACAGGAGACUCAAGCGGAAAUAUUUUGGUUUGGGGGAAAGGUACCAAUAGAAUAAGCCACGCAGUUCAAGGGGCACAUGAAGGUGGAAUAUUUGCGCUGUGUAUGCUGCGAGACGGCACAUUAGUAUCAGGAGGUGGAAAAGACCGAAAGCUGAUAUCUUGGAAUGGAAAUUACCAAAAACUUCACAAAACUGAGAUUCCAGAGCAGUUUGGUCCAGUAAGAACAGUAGCAGAGGGAAAAGGGGACGUUGUAUUAAUAGGAACCACUAGAAACUUUGUCCUACAGGGCACGCUAUCAGGAGAUUUUUUCCCUAUUACCCAGGGUCACACUGAUGAGCUUUGGGGACUUGCAGUCCAUUCCUCUAAACCUCAGUUCUUCACUUGUGGACAUGACAAACACAUUACCCUCUGGGAUGCUACCACUCAUCGUCCUAUCUGGAACAAGAUUAUAGAGGAUCCAGCACAGUCUUCAGGUUUUCAUCCUUCAGCAUCUGUUGUUGCAGUAGGGACGCUGACCGGAAGGUGGUUUGUGUUUGACACAGAAACAAAAGACUUGGUCACUGUACACACAGAUGGAAACGAACAGCUGUCUGUAAUGCGUUACUCACCAGAUGGAAACUUCUUGGCAAUAGGUUCCCAUGACAACUGUAUUUAUAUAUAUGGCAUAAGUGAAAAUGGAAGAAAGUACACUAGAAUUGGCAAAUGUUCGGGUCAUUCCAGCUUCAUUACUCAUCUGGAUUGGUCUGUUAAUUCACAGUAUCUUGUGUCUAAUUCAGGAGACUAUGAAAUCUUAUACUGGAUCCCCUCUGCUUGUAAACAAGUCGUGAGUGUUGAAACAACUAGAGAUCUAGAGUGGGCCACUUACACCUGUACUUUAGGAUUCCAUGUUUUUGGUGUAUGGCCUGAAGGUUCAGAUGGAACAGAUAUCAACGCUGUCUGUCGAUCACAUGGGAGAAAACUGCUAUCAACGGGGGAUGAUUUUGGCAAAGUACAUCUCUUCUCAUAUCCAUGUUCACAGUUUAGGGCUCCAAGCCAUGUGUACGGUGGACAUAGUAGUCAUGUAACUAAUGUAGAUUUUCUCUGUGAAGACACCCAUCUCAUCUCCACAGGCGGAAAAGAUACAAGUAUUAUGCAGUGGCGAGUCAUUUAAAGGAAACAUCAGUGUGAACAUACACAGUUGAGUCGACCAUGCACAGAACUUAUGUAUAAACUGUAUAUUUAAAACUUAACAGUAUGUUUGCAGUUUAGCCUGGUCACUGUGAUUUUUGUUUAAAAAAUUCUUACAAACCUCAGGAAAAUUAAGCCCUGUGCUGGUUACCUUACUCAGUCUAGUGAUUUUUUGUUUUCAUUGUGUCACCUUUAAGAAUGCUCGUUUUCUCUUCUGUUGUACAAUAUACAAUGCAGUACAAGUUUAAUAUAAGAAAUGUGGCUUGACAGUUUGCAAUACGGCGGUAUCAGCAGAAUGUGACUAUCUUAAAUGUUUCCUAUAAACACUGCUAAAAUGGUCACAAAAAUGCCUUUCAAAGACUGUAUAUAUGUGCUUAUUUGUUUCACUAUCUACACUUUGUACUGUAUAUCUACUUAUUUAGAAAAAUCUAUGACAAUGUCGAGGUACCAAAUUGUUUCUGGUGGAGGAUGAUGAAUAGAUACAAAAAGUAUAAACCGAGAUGUAAGAUGCAAAAAUUAGUGUUCUAGACCUGAAAAUGUGAAUGCUGGUAAAUUUGCAUUCUCCUGGGAAUAGCACACCUUGGGUGUCACCCGUGAG
This is a messenger RNA of Fulmarus glacialis (Northern fulmar), 2809 nucleotides long. RefSeq names its product echinoderm microtubule associated protein like 1 (gene EML1). The coding region runs from base 281 to 2194 and encodes 637 amino acids. The transcript has 20 exons. Gene Ontology annotation, biological process: microtubule cytoskeleton organization. Gene Ontology annotation, molecular function: microtubule binding. The record is from RefSeq and is a predicted model, not a curated record. Gene Ontology annotation, cellular component: mitotic spindle. Lineage: Eukaryota; Metazoa; Chordata; Aves; Procellariiformes; Procellariidae.